Mus caroli (Ryukyu mouse) is the source of this 2938-nucleotide messenger RNA. RefSeq names its product transcription factor 7 (gene Tcf7). Gene Ontology annotation, cellular component: chromatin; beta-catenin-TCF complex. Gene Ontology annotation, biological process: canonical Wnt signaling pathway; regulation of transcription by RNA polymerase II. The record is from RefSeq and is a predicted model, not a curated record. NCBI's taxonomy places the organism in Eukaryota, Metazoa, Chordata, Mammalia, Rodentia, Muridae. Gene Ontology annotation, molecular function: DNA-binding transcription factor activity, RNA polymerase II-specific; RNA polymerase II cis-regulatory region sequence-specific DNA binding.
CAUGCCGCAGCUGGACUCGGGCGGGGGCGGCGCGGGCGCAGGCGACGACCUCGGCGCGCCUGACGAGCUGCUGGCUUUCCAAGACGAAGGCGAGGAACAGGACGAUAAGAAUCGCGACAGUGCUGUGGGCCCCGAGCGGGACCUGGCGGAGCUCAAGUCCUCACUGGUGAAUGAGUCCGAAGGCGCGGCCGCAGGCGCUGGGGUCCCGGGUCCCGGCGUCCGAGUACAUGGAGAAGCCGAGGGAGCGCCCGAGGCCCUGGGACGGGAGCACACUUCGCAGAGACUUUUCCCGGACAAACUUCCAGAGUCCCUAGAGGACGGCCUGAAGGCCCCGGAGUGUGCCAGUGGCAUGUACAAAGAGACUGUCUACUCUGCCUUCAAUCUGCUCAUGCCCUACCCACCGGCCUCGGGAGCAGGGCAGCAUCCGCAGCCUCAACCCCCGCUGCAUAACAAGCCCGGCCAGCCCCCACAUGGCGUCCCCCAGCUUUCUCCACUCUACGAACAUUUCAGCAGUCCACACCCCACCCCUGCACCAGCGGACAUCAGCCAGAAGCAAGGAGUUCACAGGCCGCUGCAGACCCCCGAUCUCUCCGGAUUUUAUUCUCUGACCUCAGGCAGCAUGGGACAGCUCCCCCAUACUGUGAGCUGGCCCAGCCCUCCUCUCUACCCCCUGUCCCCUUCCUGCGGAUAUAGACAGCACUUCCCUGCCCCCACUGCAGCCCCUGGCGCCCCCUAUCCCAGGUUCACCCACCCAUCCUUGAUGCUGGGAUCUGGUGUACCUGGACACCCAGCAGCCAUCCCUCACCCGGCCAUUGUGCCCUCCUCAGGGAAGCAGGAGCUGCAGCCAUAUGAUAGAAACCUGAAAACACAGGCAGAACCCAAGGCGGAGAAGGAGGCUAAGAAGCCAGUCAUCAAGAAACCCCUCAAUGCUUUCAUGCUUUACAUGAAGGAGAUGAGAGCCAAGGUCAUUGCCGAGUGCACACUCAAGGAGAGCGCUGCCAUCAACCAGAUCCUGGGUCGCAGGUGGCAUGCACUAUCUCGAGAAGAGCAGGCCAAGUACUAUGAACUGGCCCGCAAGGAAAGGCAGCUGCACAUGCAGCUAUACCCAGGCUGGUCCGCGCGGGAUAACUACGGAAAGAAGAAGAGGCGGUCAAGGGAAAAGCAUCAAGAAUCCACCACAGACCCUGGCUCGCCUAAGAAAUGUCGUGCUCGCUUUGGCCUCAACCAGCAGACGGAUUGGUGUGGUCCGUGCAGGAGGAAAAAGAAAUGCAUUCGGUACUUACCCGGAGAAGGCCGCUGCCCCAGCCCCGUUCCUUCCGAUGACAGUGCUCUAGGCUGUCCCCGGUCCCCAGCUCCCCAGGACUCACCCUCGUAUCUUCUGUUGCCCUCCUUCCCCACAGAACUGCUUGCUAGCCCAGUGGAGCCAGCACCAACAUUCUCAGGUCGCUCUGCAGCUCUCACUCUUCCAGCCCCUAAGUCUCCAAAGACCCCCCACAGCACCCUCCAGAAUCCACAGAUACAGCAACAAGAAUCUCAGAGACAGGCAGCCUAACAACCUUGGUUGCUAGGCACAGAACACCUGGCUUGCUCCAGGGGCCCACCCCUAACUCAGGAGGAGGCAACAUGACCAGCUCCCAUGGAACCAGCUAGGGGUCCUCUUAAGGUGAUGAAGAUUUCAAAGGCUGCACAACUCCCUGAACCAGGGGCCAUCAAUUCGAGAGGUGGGGGAUUAGAUCUAUGUAGCUGUGUCAUCUUAAGGGGAUCCUGCUGCCUCUGACAGCCAUAUCUCUUGUUAUUGCUGGCUGGACCUCCCUAUUGGCCUAGGAGGUUUUGUUUUGCUGUAGGUCAGAUGGGUUGGACUGAUCUCUUCAGCUGCCUACCCUACAAAUGCUUCUCCUGCCCUCUGCCACACCCUCCCCAUGCCAAUACUUCUUGGACCAAGAGUACCUGGUUUGUCACACAAAAUACAUCUGUGGUCAACCAGCCACAAGUCUAAACAAUAACGCUUCUCUCUUAAACCGAGAAGUUCUGUUUACAAAAACCAGCUGCUGUUCAUAAGCUGGGCCGGAGGAAGCGUCUCCCUGUGUUCUCAGGCGCUUGCAAGAGGAGGGACUAGGAUACAUUUAGGCCUUUCAACCUUGGCACCAACUACCUACUGGUGGGCAAUAGUCAGCUUUCAUUUCAAUCUUUCCCAAGAAGCUCACCAGCAUUAAAAACUACAGUCAAUAAAUUAAAGUUGGCCUAAAUCCAGUGUGCACCCUUCCUAUCAGGCUCUUCCCAGUUCCAUUUCCAGCUCAUCUGAGUCAGCUCCUGGGCAACUGUGAGAGGGCAGACCCCAAACCCUCAACAGCCAGAGCCUAUCUUUCAGCAUUGAGAACCGGCCAGCUUCAGUUUCUCUGUGGGGCUGCAGGAAGACAUGUUACUACUAAAAGCAAGGAACCCAUAAAACCUCUCUGGGGUGGACAUGGUUCCUUGCCACAUUCUAGAAACUCUUUUUGAGCCAAACUUAACCCUGAGCCUUGAAAAACAAGUUUUUUGUUUGUUUGUUGUAACUUUUUUUUUUUUUUCAUUCUCGCUGUAGAUAGCCUGAAUCCAAAGAAAACAAAAAGGGGUUAUCCAAGUAUUCCACACAAAAACAAAACAAAAUACCCUUUAGUUCCUACUUUAGUCACUCAUUUCUCAAUCCAAAGAUCAUGUUUCUACCGUAGUGUUGAAAGUCUUGAGAAAGUCUGGCCAAGUGUGGUAGUGUGCACCUAUAACCCCAGCACUUGCGAGACAGAGGCAGGGGGACCUCUGUGAAUUCCAGGACAACCAGGGCUGUAUAGAAGACCUUUUCUCAAAAAGAAAAACUUGUAUCCCAAAUAUUUUUGUAUUGUAAUGCAUUACCAUAGAAAAGCUUUUUUAACAAUGAGAAUAAAGAAUCUUUUUACUUGGUUUU